AUGUCACAUAGAAAAUUUGAACGUCCUAGAUCAGGUUCAUUAGGAUUCUUACCUAAAAAACGUUCUAGAACACAUAGAGCUAAGAUACGUUCAUUUCCUAAAGAUGAUAUUACAAAACCACCACAUUUAACAGCUUUUAUUGGUUAUAAAGCUGGUAUGACACAUGUUGUAACAGAAGUAGAUAGACCUGGUUCAAAAUUACAUAAAAAAGAAAUAGUAGAAGCUGUUACAAUUGUUGAAACACCACCAAUGAUAGUUGUUGGUUUAGUUGGAUAUGUAGAAACACCACGUGGUCUUAAAGUAUUAGGUACGGUUUGGGCUGGACAUUUAUCUGAUGAAUUAAGACGAAGAUUUUAUAAAAAUUGGUAUAAAUCGAAGAAAAAAGCUUUUACUAAAUAUGCUAAAAAAUAUGUCGAAACUAAUGGUAUGGAAUUGGAAUUAAAAAGAUUAAAAAAUUAUUCCACUGUAAUACGUGCAUUAUUACAUACACAACCUUCGAAAACUUCUUUAUCAUUAAGAAAAGCACAUUUAUUAGAAGUACAAAUUAAUGGUGGUACUAUUGAUCAAAAGGUAUCCAUAACGGUGCUUGCUCCAGCAGCUCCAAUCACCUAG
Theileria annulata is the source of this 612-nucleotide messenger RNA. RefSeq names its product 60S ribosomal protein l3, putative. Gene Ontology annotation, biological process: translation; ribosomal large subunit assembly. NCBI's taxonomy places the organism in Eukaryota, Apicomplexa, Aconoidasida, Piroplasmida, Theileriidae. The record is from RefSeq and is a predicted model, not a curated record. Gene Ontology annotation, molecular function: RNA binding; structural constituent of ribosome. Gene Ontology annotation, cellular component: ribosome; cytosolic large ribosomal subunit. The transcript has a single exon. Bases 1 to 612 code for a protein of 203 amino acids.